Molecule: messenger RNA, 459 nt
Organism: Coccidioides posadasii C735 delta SOWgp
Lineage: Eukaryota; Fungi; Ascomycota; Eurotiomycetes; Onygenales; Onygenaceae
Gene: SOH1
Product: suppressor of hpr1
Biological process (GO): regulation of transcription by RNA polymerase II
Cellular component (GO): core mediator complex; mediator complex
Molecular function (GO): transcription coregulator activity
Source: RefSeq, a predicted model, not a curated record
AUGGCGCAAGAAGCUGGCCUCGUUCCUCCUCCACCUCACCUAUCAAACCCACGAUUUACCCUUGAGCUUGAAUUCGUCCUUUCCCUCGCGAAUCCUUAUUAUAUUUCUCACCUUGCUGUCACCUAUCCGCAUCUUCUUGGCAUCUCCUCCCAAUCCACAGACAACGAUGAUCCUUCAGCAUCGUCCGACGCUAAAGCGUUUGCUGCGUACCUUGCCUAUCUCUAUGAUUACUGGAAGCGUCCCGAAUACGUCCAGUUCUUGACACACCCCGGAGCUACCCUAAGAGCGUUGCGGCUCUUACAAGAGGAAUCAUUCCGCAAAGCAGUGAUCAGGCCACAGGUUAUUGAGGCAUUGCUGGGCACAACGACGGAAGUCGUUCUGCACGUUGAGUCGGAGGAAGACCGGGAGAAGAAUAACGAGGAGCAAGCUGAGAAGGGGUCCAAUGGCGCUACUUCCUGA